Messenger RNA from Rana temporaria (common frog), 2281 nucleotides. It is a transcript of the gene TP53I13, whose product is annotated as tumor protein p53 inducible protein 13. Bases 182 to 1831 code for a protein of 549 amino acids. The record is from RefSeq and is a predicted model, not a curated record. NCBI's taxonomy places the organism in Eukaryota, Metazoa, Chordata, Amphibia, Anura, Ranidae. The transcript has 9 exons. Gene Ontology annotation, cellular component: cytoplasm.
UGACGCCGCAGACGCGUUGUAAUUGGUGGGUGGAGUGGAGAGGAAGCCAAUGUGGUUCAGCUUGGAUGGUCGUGCCUCCCGUGAUUGGAGGAGACGCGGCCCGGCUGAGAAAAGGUGACGUAUCGGUGACACUGCUAGCGGCAGGCCGAGUCUCCAGGAUGUUGAGCCGAUAGUGGCCGAGAUGUGGCGGGUGUGUACGCUGUGCGCUCUGCUGGUCUCCCCGGUGCGGAGCUCCGUGUGUGAUGAUGGCCAGUUUAAUAUUCACUUGGACAUGCCUAACAAAAGUGUCUAUUCAUGUUCGGGGGCCUAUAUUCCACCUUCCAGUCAGGUAUAUUCAAGUAUAGCUACCAAGUAUAACGAGGAGAAAACGUAUACUGCCUGUAUGGACGUGGUAAUUAACCACACAUCUCCUAUACCAAAUAGCGGAGUUCAUCGACCCAUAGAAGCAAAGUAUGGUGAAUACAUCUACUGCCCGCCUCAGAGAUGGGUGCACAAUCUUCAGCAUGCAGGUGUGGCCUUCCUCUACCAUCCCUGUGUGGACCCUCAGCUGAAAGAAGUCUUCUCAUUUGUGGCCAGAAGCUGUGUUCCCAGACAUAUAAUCACACCUCUGCCAAGCCUGUCUAGGGAAAGGCCCAUUGCCCUGGUCACUUGGUGCUCAACUCUGGAGAUGUCUCGCAUGAAUAUGACUGAGAUAAGGUAUUGGCUGAAAGAAAAUAUUCCCCAUGAACAUCAGUAUGGGACAGUACAAGAUGGAGCCUACCAACAUUUACUGAUCAGGCCGUCCUUAAUUUCAACAGACCAUGUAGAUCUCUGUCAUGAAAGGGAUUUUCAGAUGCUAAAUCGUUUUCGGAGCCAUAGACGGCGGUUAGUUUGGCAUCUGUUGCGGAAAAGGAGAAGAGCUGAGGUCUUGCCAACCCCUGUGGUCCAAGAUACGGCAUCUUCACAUAUAUCUGCCAGCAUUUCUUUUAGUACACUAGCCAGUCAACACAUAGACAAAACCAUUAGGAAGCAGAGUACAGUGUCACAACCUGCAGGAACCAGUGGGUUAUCUUCUCCCACUGAAUCCUCUUCUUCCACCUCUGUCUUGAUAUAUAACGUGCACACUCAAAGUAUAAAAGCUAGCGUUCAUAGUCGGGAGACCGAGGAUAAUGACAAGGACAUGUCUAAGCUGCUUGUACAGAAGGUCGUGCCUACCCCAGUAAACCACUCUUUUGUCUUACCUGAUGUUAAUGUGACACAACCUGUUGGGAGCAAUGUAUCUCAAGAGACUGGUAAGGAACAGCCAUCGCAGCAUUUGGUCACACCUAAAGACCAUCCUGAUGCCCCUCCACAGAAAGAGACCACCAUAAACUUUGCACCAAGACCUGAAACUACUCAACAGAUGCAUCAUCAGCUUACUGACCCAAAGCUUUCACCCACUGCUGCCGAGAAGAAACAAUUGGGUGAACAGAAGCAGGAAUGUAACUGUCCACGUAAUGCAGGUGCCGAGUUGCCAGCCAAGGCCCAGUCAAGGUUGAGUGACAGCCAGCACAAGUCCAGCGAGGGGUUUGUUUCUACUCCUCGAACACAGGAGGCUACCUGGGCAGCGGCAUCUCUCAUUUUUCUCUUUUGCCUACUCAUGUUUUCAAUCUUGUACACACAAAUCUAUAAGAAGUUUCGCAGGAGUCAGAGCCUGUACUGGUCAUCAGGAAACAACUCUGAAGAGAAAGAAACCGUGUCAUCAAUUAUCAAGAGGAGACUUGUACAGGGUCACAGCAGACGCAAGAGAUGGUUUGGAAAGAAGAAGAGCCCCACAGUGUUGUAUGAAAGUCUAAGUGAGAGUUCUGAUUAGAAUAUGAUCUUCGUCAGAUUAAAAAUCACAUGACAAGUAAUGUCACAACAAAUUGUACAGUGGGCACAACACUGAUCCAUAUGGACCUUUUUAUAGUGGAGAGUGGCAUUUCUCUUCACUGCAUGUUGCAGAGUUUACUGCACGUUUUAUAUGCAAGUCCUUUCUAAAAUGAGGACGCAGUGUAAGGCCUGUGGUGUCCCAUAGUUUUCUCUGAGAGAAUUUUUUGAUUGGAAGUGAAGCUAAUCACAUAGCUUGGCUUUUACAAGUCACAUAACUAGACUUUCAAUCUGUGUGCUGGUUGUGUGGGUUUUUUUUUUUUUUUUUACCUGUUGUUAUGGUUGCUUUAUAGGUUAAAGUUGUUCCAAAGGCUCAAGAUUUUUUACCUUCAUGUAUUCUAUGCAUGAAGGUAAAAAACCUUUGUGCAGCAGCCCCCCUAAUACUUACCUGAGC